Molecule: messenger RNA, 2402 nt
Organism: Lobosporangium transversale
Lineage: Eukaryota; Fungi; Mortierellomycota; Mortierellomycetes; Mortierellales; Mortierellaceae
Exons: 2
Coding region: 238-2232 (664 amino acids)
Source: RefSeq, a predicted model, not a curated record
UUCUUUUUUUUUUUUUUUUUUUUUUACUUCUUUCCUUCUCACUUUUUCGUUUUCGUUAUUCUCCUUAUACAUUUACAGCCUUAACAAACACAAGCUUCUAACACCCAAUUCUCACAGCCUAAUCCUCGCUUCUACAUCCUCAACACUUUGGCAUUUUCUUUUGGAUCUCUGUUUUUCAUCUUAAUCAUAGUAUCAUCUCCAUUCUCAACGUGUUCCUGCCGUGUCGUCUUCUCUGACAUGUCUCCUGCUCCUCCACUGGCGUCUGCCAUCACCUCUCCUUCGGAAGGUACCGCAGCACGAGGACAGGCAGGAGCAACAACACCAGCAGCAGUAGGAGAUACAGUAACCAUACCUGAUUCAAUGCCCCCCCUUCUAGUGCAGAUGCCUGCGCUUUUGCCACCAUCAUCCUCCACUCUUACUGCCUCCGCAUCUGCCUUGCCACUAAGCUCACCCAUCUUCAAUAAGAAUCUCCACAAAAACUCCGCUUCCACAUCUUCAUCUCUCAAUACAGCCUUCUCCCCCACCGCCACCUCUUUUAAAACAAAAUCAGGUCUCUCAUCAAGCAAUAAUAGCAAUAAUGACAAUAAUAGCAAUAAUAAUAAUAGCAGUAGUAAAAACAGCAGCAGCAGCAGCAGCAGCAGCAGCAACAGAGCCUCGCGAUCAAAUUCUCUUGUCAAUACAUAUCCCUCUCCUGCUCUCUCACCGCAGCCUUCUAUUGCUUGUCCACCAAAGGGGUCCUUUGCGCAUCAGAAUGUACCAUCCAAAUCAAGUCGUCAACAUCUUCGUCAGCUCUCAGCUGAGCAACUCUCCUCUCCUCCUUUUUCUUCUUCUUCUUCUUCUUCCCCUUCCUCUUCUUCACUAAAUCCUUUUCUUCAUUUUUAUAACCAUCAUAAGCGACAGCAUAGCCAUCCUCAAUCCCUCGGUCCUACCGCGACAACUUUGGCACAAUCACCACAUCGUCGACUUCACAGUUGUGGCGGUAUCAGCAGCAGUGCCCACCAUAAUUCCUCCCACCGAUCUUCCCCUACCGCCUCUCCCUCCCUUUCUCCCUUGGUAUCAACAACCUUGACACCAACAUCAGUGUCAACACCACGAUACCACAUUGACAACAGUAGUAGCAGUACAGCAACGACAUUACCCCCCUUGCCGUUCUUCCCGCCUUUACCGUUCUCCCCAGACGUACUGGAUAGCUACUUUUUAUCUUCUUCUUCCGUUUCCUCCGAGCCUCUUGUGUCCGAAAAAGAGCAACAAGGACAACAGCAACAGCAACAGCAACAGAAACAACAGAAACAAGGAGCUGAAGAACAACAGGUACAGCAACAACAAAAACAGGGUCUUUCAUUAUCGAAUAUUGGAACAAACACAAACAAAGAUUCAACAAGCAUCAUAACAGGCACACAAACACAAACUCAGGCGCACACCAGUGUGAUCCACUCUGCUGCUUCUUCAAUACUUGAGACUGACAUGUCACUUCCUUCAGCAGCUUUGCCUCCUCUUUCUUCUUCUUCUUCUUCUUCUUCAGUUCCUUCACUGCCUCCACUUCCCAUUACCAUUCCCAUGUCAAGCAUGUUUGCUACUUUAGCUCAUUCGAAUACAAAUGGAGCUAGUGGCGAUGGUGAGAAUGAGGAAACGCUUUCUAUUCCUAUUCCUAUUCCUAUUCCGACUCGUACAAACAAUAACAACAAUAAUGAAAACAUAGCAACUACUACAACCACCGCAGCCACAGUUACACCUGCUGGUGUUCAUACAAACAACAACAACAGCAACAGGAUAUCAUUGAUUGGGAAUAGUAUCAGUUCAAUGUACCUCAAGGCUGACAAUAACAAUAGUAGCAGAGAUCAUACCAACACCAACACCAACACCAACACUAAUAACAGCAGCAAUAAUAACAGCAAUAGCAAUAGCAAUAGUAGUAGCAGUAGCAAUAACAAUUACAAUAGCAACACCAACCUCAACAUCAGUAAUCAAUUCCGCAGGAGUACUAGCAGCAUUCAUCAAUUACAGGGACUUUAUAACAAGCAACAGUUUCUUACACCCAAUGCUACAGGAGAAGGAUCAUCUGUGAAAAGUGAAUCAAGUUAUCUCAGUUCUCGUAGAAGCUCCAAGGAUUCUUGCUUUAAAAAAAAAGAGUUGACUAGUAUGUUCCGGUUAUAUUACUUUAUUCUCCUACGAAGAACAAGGGGUGAAGAAGGUUUUUUUUUAUUUUUUAUUUUUAUUUUUUUUGUCUCCUAAUACGUUUCUAGCAUUUGUUUAUUUGAGGAGAUAAAGGAGGAGAGAGGAUCAUCCGAUCUUUUCUAUUUGUUAUUUUACGCGGCAAAAAAAGAAACUCUUCCCCUUAUUCUAAUGUUAUUGCUUAUGAAUAACAUGUAAAUGUAUAAAUAUAUUAUAUAUGUGGUGUGAUG